This is a messenger RNA of Hydatigera taeniaeformis, 465 nucleotides long. Lineage: Eukaryota; Metazoa; Platyhelminthes; Cestoda; Cyclophyllidea; Taeniidae. The record is from the annotation of a GenBank genome assembly.
AUGUCAGAACCGGAGUCGGUGGAUAUUGCUACGUUACCCUUACCACAAAUCCAAGAGAUAGCAAAGCAAUUCGAGCAGAAGAUUCAAUACAUUAGUGCCUCUCUACAGCAGCUCAGAAUGCUUCAGGGCCAGUUUGCUUCAUCUAGGGAUUGCUUGAAACAUUUCAAUGCGGAGAACAAGGAUAAAAAUACACUGAUUCCCCUCACUUCUACUCUUUGUGUUCCUGGGAAGUUCGUCAACCCGACUCGAGUGCUUGUGGAUAUUGGAACCGGCUAUUUUGUGGAAAUGGAAGUAGAUGAUGCUAAUAAGCACUUUACCAAUAGGAUAGAGUUUAUUGAAAAGCAAAUAGAGAAGGUUGCUCCUGUUUUGGCACAGAAAACGCAAGAACAUAGGGCUAUUGUGAGUGUACUUGAGGCCAAGGCAAAGGCGUUUAUGAAGGCACAAGGAAUGAAACAGACAUCUUAA